GCCAUCAAUGUGCACAUGCCAAGGCUGGUGCCUGACAGGGGCUGGCCAAGGCCGCUGCUGUAUGCAGUAGCACUACUGUGGACGCUGUCAGUGCCCCAACCCCCCUCAUCUGAUCGUCUCUCACACGGCCGCCGCUCCCCUCCUUCAAUGCGCAUCUCGCCGCCCCGCCGACCCGUCGCUCUCCUCCGCGCGCACAGUGCCGAGCCGAUCGACCAUCUCGUCCCGUCCCUCCCCUACUUAAUGGCGACCCCGGGUAGCCCACAUGGUACCAUACCAUACCAUCGACGCGGCAAGUCGGCCGGCAGCACCCCAUCAAAAGCACACAACCUCGAGCCGGAACACGAGCCCACGAUGGCCGGCGUUCGCCGCGCCGCCGCGCUCCUCCUGCUGCUCGGCCUCGCGUGCACCCCCGCCCUGGCCGCGCGUGACGCCGCCCAGGCGAAGCCCAAGCACCCCUCGGGCCCGGCGGCCGGCAAGAAGCCGGCCAAGCCGUACGUGCCGCCGGCCACCAAGCCCCCGGGGUCGGGCGGCGUCGGCGGCGGAGGCGGGAUGCCGAACAUCCCGGGAAUCGGCACCAUCCCGGGGUUCACCGUGCCCGGGAUGGGGGGCGGGUGGGGCGGGGGCUACGGCGGGCCCGACGGCGGGUACUCGCGCGGCGGCGUGGCGGCCUCCACCACCGUCUGCUCCGAGAAGGGCCCCUGCUACAAGAAGAAGCUGACGUGCCCCAAGAAGUGCUUCUCCUCAUACAGCGGCUCCGGCAAGGGGUACGGCGGUGGCGGCGGCGGGGGCGGCUGCACCGUCGACUGCAAGACCAAGUGCGUCGCCUACUGCUGAAUGCCGAUCGAUCGUACGUACGUACGGGGAGCUCGGCGGCUCCUUGGCUUCCAUGGUCAUCGAUGGCGCCGGUGAGCACCGCAUUAUACAUAGCUAGCAUGCGUGAUGUGCAGAGGAAGCGUGCAUACGACUAUGUGAACGUAUGUUUCUUCCCCGAUGAUUUUAUCAGCUGUAAUAUCGUCGCCUCCUGGGUGUCAGAAUCGCUAUGAACUAUGAACAAAUAAGCAGAGAGAUAUGCAUGACAUGGUA
This is a messenger RNA of Aegilops tauschii subsp. strangulata, 1083 nucleotides long. RefSeq lists its product as uncharacterized. NCBI's taxonomy places the organism in Eukaryota, Viridiplantae, Streptophyta, Magnoliopsida, Poales, Poaceae. The record is from RefSeq and is a predicted model, not a curated record.